This is a messenger RNA of Juglans regia (Persian walnut), 1618 nucleotides long. RefSeq lists its product as uncharacterized. Lineage: Eukaryota; Viridiplantae; Streptophyta; Magnoliopsida; Fagales; Juglandaceae. Gene Ontology annotation, molecular function: antioxidant activity. Bases 136 to 1392 code for a protein of 418 amino acids. The transcript has 5 exons. The record is from RefSeq and is a predicted model, not a curated record.
ACAUAUAUUUGAGUGGAUUAGUUCAACCUUUCCAUAAAGAAAAAAAUCAUAAAAAGAUCCCAGCUACCACCAAAAUAAACAUAUCCAGACAAGUUUUAGUAAAUCUUUUUGAACUGUUCUCUGUUUCUGAAGAGAAUGGCUUCUUUUUCAUUGGUGGAGUUUGUCGGAAAUGGCGUCCUCAAAGGAUUGCUCCCAAAGCUAUUGGCAGAAGGCUGGGAUGAUGUACCGACGUUGAAGAUUAUGAAUUCUGAAGAUAUGAAUGCAUUAAACAUGACGCAACAGCAAAAGCAUGCACUGGAAAUCAGAUGUUACCUGCAUGACCGCUCCCUGAUGCAAUAUGGAGACAAGCUAGAGUCAGAUGGGAGAUGUCUGCCUGAGCUUCUUGGCAUGAGCAUGGAAGAUCUUUCUUCUCACUUUCAUAUGAGGAGAGGCCAUAUUGCCCGUUUCAUGGGGAGAACUAGUGCAUGUAUAGAUCCACUUCCCACCCCAUCUGCUCUUUCUACAACAAAAAUAAUCAGCAGUACACCUUCCAGAAAUGAUAGCCUUCAGAAGAGUUUUCAGUCUAUCAACUUGAAAAAAGUGCAGACCAUGACAAAAGGCCCUGUGAAACGUACAACUUCUGAUAUGUCACUAGAACAAUCAGUGGCUGAUUUGAAGAUUAAAGAUGGAUAUAUAUUCAAAGGAAUUGUUGCUGCACAACCAGCUGAAUCUAGACUGUGCGGUUGCAUACAACCACCUCCUGUAGUUGACCAAGUUGCUCCUUACCCUGCUAUUGAAGGUAUCUCCAUUCAAAAACUGACCCCUGAAUACAAGUAUGGAAUGGAGGGCUUGGUGAGAACCAAGGCACCGCCUAUGAAGGCUUCAGACUUGUGGCGAGAUAGACCAGCUGUGCUUCUCUGCAUCCGACGUCCUGGGUGCAUCAUGUGCAGAGCUGAAGCUCACCAGCUAUAUGCCAAGAAACCAUUAUUCGAUGCACUGGGAGUCCAGCUAUUUGCAGUUCUUCAUGAGCACAUAGAGUCGGAGGUAAAGGACUUUUGGCCCAGAUACUGGGGUGGUGCCGUACUCUUUGAUCAAGGUAUGCAAUUCUUCAAAGCUCUGGGUGGUGGGAAACUUCUCAAGGACAAGUUCAUAUCAGGAUUUAUUUUCAACCCCCGAGCUAUUGCAAAUUACAAGCGGGCAAAAGCAAUGGGGAUAAAGCAAAACUUGAAAGGGGAAGGUGAAAUCAAAGGUGGACUCUUCAUAAUUGGCAGUGGAAAGAGUGGGAUUGCAUAUCAGUUUAUUGAGAGGAAUUUUGGUGACUGGGCACCUCUAGCUGAAGCCAUCCAGAUCUGCACAAACUUGCAGAACCAGCAGCCAAGUCAAGGGGAGUCCUCCAUGGGAACAUUUAAGUGACUAUGAAUAUAACUUUCUUCUUGUCUUACCAUUUCUGUCUACAAGUUUCUAUUCCUUGCAUUUCAAACACAAAGGAUCGUGUGGCUUGGUUUGGCUCGACUAGACUUCAACUUCAUUUGAUCCUUUUCAUAUUAUUACCAUGCUUGCUUAGUUUAUAUCCUUCUGUUUUAAUGUAUAUUUAGUACUUCCUACUUGAAAUACAAUCAAUAUAUCUACUUACUCCGAA